This is a messenger RNA of Zasmidium cellare ATCC 36951, 1797 nucleotides long. RefSeq lists its product as uncharacterized. Gene Ontology annotation, cellular component: cytosol. Gene Ontology annotation, molecular function: IMP cyclohydrolase activity; phosphoribosylaminoimidazolecarboxamide formyltransferase activity. The transcript has 3 exons. NCBI's taxonomy places the organism in Eukaryota, Fungi, Ascomycota, Dothideomycetes, Mycosphaerellales, Mycosphaerellaceae. Bases 1 to 1797 code for a protein of 598 amino acids. Gene Ontology annotation, biological process: 'de novo' IMP biosynthetic process. The record is from RefSeq and is a predicted model, not a curated record.
AUGGCGUCUGACGGCCCGCAGAAGAUUGCCAUCCUGUCUGUAUAUGACAAAACCGGCCUGCUCGAUCUCGCCAAAGGCCUGGUCAAACAAAACAUUCGCCUCCUCGCAUCCGGCGGCACGGCCAAGCUGAUUCGGGAGGGUGGCUUCCCGGUUGAAGAUGUCUCGGCCAUCACCAAAGCGCCCGAGAUGCUCUCGGGCCGGGUCAAGACUCUCCAUCCAGCAGUCCAUGCCGGUAUCCUAGCCCGUGAUCUAGCCUCAGACGAGAAGGACCUUGCCGAGCAGAACAUCAACAAAGUGGACUAUGUCAUCUGCAAUCUCUACCCAUUCAAGGACACCGUUGCUAAGAUCAACGUUACCAUCCCUGAAGCUGUCGAGGAGAUUGAUAUUGGAGGCGUGACUUUGAUCCGAGCGGCUGCGAAGAACCACGGGCGUGUCACCAUUCUGAGUGACCCAGAGGACUACCACGAUUUCUUGCAAGAACUGGAGAAGGGCGAGGUGACGGACAAGCAGCGGCAAUUGUACGCUCUCAAAGCCUUCUCCCACACUGCUGACUACGACAACGCCAUCUCGGACUUCUUCCGCAAGAAGUACGCCGGUGACGGUGUUCAACAGCUAUCCCUCCGAUACGGCGCCAACCCACACCAGAAGCCUGCUUCCGCAUAUGUCACCAGCGGCAAGCUGCCUUUCAAGGUUCUUAACGGCUCACCAGGCUACAUCAACCUUCUGGAUGCUCUCAAUGCCUGGCCUCUUGUCAAGGAGUUGAGUGAAGCUCUCCAAUACCCAGCUGCCGCCUCUUUCAAACACGUCUCACCAGCUGGUGCUGCCAUUGGUGUGCCGCUGAGCGAUGUUGAGAAGAAAGUCUACAUGGUGGAAGACAUCGAAGGCCUUGACAACUCCGGCCUUGCCCAAGCAUACGCCCGUGCCAGAGGUGCAGACCGCAUGUCCAGCUUCGGUGAUGUCGUUGCCCUGUCUCACGAAGUUGACGUCCCGACCGCCAAGAUCAUCGGAAAGGAGGUCAGCGACGGAGUUAUCGCCCCAGGCUACCACCCAGACGCACUCGCGAUCUUGGCCAAGAAGAAGGGAGGCAAGUACCUCGUCCUUCAAAUGGAUCCAAGCUACACACCAAACCCACAAGAGCUCCGAACUCUCUACGGCAUCACACUCUCACAACACCGCAACGAUGCCCAGAUCUCCCCCAACACAACCUUCAACACAAUCAUCGUCCCCAAGGACUCCAAGCCCCUUGCAGAGCCCGCCCUCCGCGAUCUCACGGUCGCCACGAUUGCUCUCAAAUACACCCAAUCCAACUCCGUCUGUUACGCCCUGAACGGUCAAGUCAUCGGCCUGGGUGCUGGUCAGCAAUCCCGCAUCCACUGCACCCGCCUCGCAGGCGACAAGGCCGACAACUGGUGGAUGCGAUUCCACGAGCGUGCCACCACCAUCAAGUGGAAGCAAGGCAGCAAGCGCGCCGACAAGAGCAACGCCAUCGACCUGCUCUGUUCAGGCAUCGUCCCCGACAGCGGUGCUGAGCGUGAAGAUUGGGAGAAGAACUUCGCCGAGGUCCCCAAGCCUUUCACGGCUGAAGAGCGCAAGGAGUGGCUCAGCAAGUUGUCCGAAGUCGCCGUGUCUAGCGAUGCCUUCUUCCCAUUCACUGACAAUGUCUACCGCGUGGGUCGCAGCGGUGUGAAGUACAUUGCUGCGCCGACUGGUAGCCAGAAUGACCAGGCCUGCUUCGGUACGGCCGAACAGUUGGGCAUCACGUUUGUGGAGCAGCAUAUGCGGUUGUUCCAUCACUAG